Messenger RNA from Kogia breviceps (pygmy sperm whale), 1757 nucleotides. RefSeq names its product AKT1 substrate 1 (gene AKT1S1). The record is from RefSeq and is a predicted model, not a curated record. Lineage: Eukaryota; Metazoa; Chordata; Mammalia; Artiodactyla; Physeteridae. Gene Ontology annotation, biological process: neurotrophin TRK receptor signaling pathway; negative regulation of protein kinase activity; negative regulation of TOR signaling. Gene Ontology annotation, cellular component: cytoplasm.
ACGCAAGGCGCCGCCAUGUCUUUUGAGGGCGGCGACGGUGCCGGGCCGGCCAUGCUGGCUACGGGCACGGCGCGGAUGGCGUCGGGGCGCCCCGAGGAGCUGUGGGAGGCCGUGGUGGGGGCUGCCGAGCGCUUCCGGGCCCGGACGGGCACGGAGCUGGUGCUGCUGACGGCUGCGCCCCCCCCGCCCCCCCGCCCGGGCCCCUGCGCCUAUGCAGCCCACGGUCGAGGGGCCCUGGCCGAGGCUGCCCGCCGCUGCCUCCACGACAUCGCCCUGGCCCACCGGGCUGCUGCCGCCGCCCGGCCCCCCGUGCCCCCACCAGCACCACAGCCGCCCAGCCCUGCACGGAGCCCACCCCGGCCUACCCUGGCCAGGGAGGAAGAUGAGGAGGAUGAGGACGAGCCAACCGAGACAGAGACCUCUGGGGAGCGGCUGGGCGUCAGCGAUAAUGGAGGACUCUUUGUGAUGGAUGAGGAUACCACGCUCCAGGACCUGCCCCCCUUCUGCGAGUCAGACCCUGAGAGCACGGAUGAUGGCAGCCUAAGCGAGGAGACCCCUGCUGGGCCCCCAGCCUACUCAGUGCCCCCGGCCUCAGCCCUGCCCACACAGCAGUACGCCAAGUCCCUGCCCGUGUCCGUGCCCGUCUGGGCCUUCAAGGAGAAGAGGACAGAAGCUCGGUCAUCUGAUGAGGAGAACGGGCCGCCCUCCUCGCCGGACCUGGACCGUAUCGCGGCGAGCAUGCGCGCGCUGGUGUUGCGGGAGGCCGAGGACACUCAGGUCUUCGGGGACCUGCCGCGGCCACGGCUCAACACCAGCGACUUCCAGAAGCUGAAGCGGAAAUACUGAGGCCCGGGGAGCUUCCCGGCCCGGCGUCCGCCCCACACCCACACACACUACACCCCUGCCCCGCCUCCGGGGCCCGCCAAUCCGAGUCAGAUCCGGGACCGGCCUCCCGGGCCACCAGGAUUGACCAGCCCCUGCCAACCCCUGCCGCCCUUCCAGCCCACGACCGCUCCCGCGCGGAUGAGCGAGGCCUGUCCAGUUUCCCGAUUGGGUCUGUUUUCUCUAUGCCCAGCGACAUAUUCUUUCUAUUAAGGGAUUGUCUCGCUCCCCGAUCGGGGCGUGGCUAGUUGGCCAACACCGUCGUUUUCUGCCUAGCAACAAGGACUUUGCUCGCACGGCAUUGGCUCCAUUCCUGAAAGAGCACAGUCAAGCUCCAGGAUUGGGUAGUGGCCCUCGACUUCUUCACAGUGAAUGGGCAGCUCCUUCACUUGAUUGGCUCGAACACUGUAAAGGGCUUGACCAAUCUCCCGAGAGAGCCAUCACCCUUCCUGAGUUCCCUCUCCUGAUUGGCUCCACUUCUGGGGGCUUGGCCAACCCUCUUCCUGUGCCCAGGAUUGGCCUGUGGCCUUAAAUUUACGUUCUUUACACUACUGGGGCUGGGGUCGUCUUUUGCCGAAGUCCUGACAAUUGUCCCUCUGGCCCCCUCAGGGAUGGCCCGAUCCUGUUCCUGCGUCUGACACCCUCUCAUUGGUUCCAUCCCACAACAGCCUGCCAAUCAAACCCGUCCUUGCAUCCAGGACGUUACCAGCUCCCGCCCCUCUCCCCCCACCCCCACAGGUGCCUUAAAGGGCCCUCGUCCACCCAAGGUGGGGGGCAGGGGGCCUCACUCUCCGGCCCUGGUGUGGGGGAGAGAGUGGGGGGUCGGGAUCGGGAGUUGGGAGGGGCGCUCUGAGAUUAAAGAGUUUUAUCUCUGA